Molecule: messenger RNA, 1956 nt
Organism: Canariomyces notabilis
Lineage: Eukaryota; Fungi; Ascomycota; Sordariomycetes; Sordariales; Chaetomiaceae
Product: response regulator
Exons: 5
Coding region: 1-1956 (651 amino acids)
Biological process (GO): regulation of DNA-templated transcription; phosphorelay signal transduction system
Molecular function (GO): sequence-specific DNA binding; DNA-binding transcription factor activity; phosphorelay response regulator activity
Source: RefSeq, a predicted model, not a curated record
AUGCUUGAGGACCCCUCGUACAAUUCAGUAGUACGAUGGAGCGCCGACGGCGAUAGCUUUGUUGUGUUGGAGAACGAGAAAUUCACUAAGACUAUCCUUCCGAAACACUUCAAGCACAGCAACUUUGCGAGUUUCGUCCGCCAAUUAAACAAGUAUGAUUUCCACAAGGUCAGGCACAACGAGGAGAGUGGCGAGUCACCAUAUGGGCGCGACGCCUGGGAAUUCCGGCACCCUGAAUUCAGGGCGGACCGGAAAGAUAACCUGGACAAUAUUCGGAGAAAGGCACCGGCGCCUCGCAAGCCUCCGCCGGCCGAAGACGCAUUCCCAGCGUCGCAGCAGAUCAUGGUCCUGAGCGAAUCCCUGUCGGCGUCCCAACAUCAAAUCCAAGCCCUGCAAGAACAGUAUUAUGAACUCGAAAAGACAAACAGGCUUCUGGUUGCCGAGGUCCUGGGUCUGCAAAAGAUGGUUAGGGCACAAAGCCAGGCGACCAACGAGCUCAUCACACAUCUGAGCAAUAUGGAGGACAGGCGACGAAACAGCCGUCACUCGGCUCAGUCCAGCCAUUCGAACCAUUCGGGCACAAACUUUCAUGCCAGGACGCUCGGUUUCCUGCCGGAUGGCGCCGACGAGCCGGCGCCCGAGCUGCGGCGCGCUCGGGAAAUUCUCAACGGUGUUUCUCCGGACUCGCAGGCUGAUAGGGAACUCGAGAGGCUGUCCAUGGCAUACAACCAGAACGGGUCUCCGGCCGACUCGGCUGGCUCGUCGGUGAUGUUCACACAAGCGAACGCCACGCCGAUGCCGCUGGUGCAUGACCCUCUAAAUGACCCUCGGCAUAUGGUGUAUCCCGUGGGCCAGACCACGGGUAUAGACCCUUUCCAUGCUGACCAUAUUCACAACAUCCCCUACAGUAGACCGCUCAGUAACCCUAGCGCCGUGGCCGAAGCCCCGUCCCAGAUCACGCCCCCGCCCAAAGAACACGUCGAAUCUCUGUGGCGAGGCAAAAAGCCUCUCAUUCUGCUCGUUGAGGACGACCGGACGUGCGCAAGGAUUGGUAUCAAAUUCCUGACCAGCAUGGACUGCAGUGUCGAGACUGCUCGUGACGGUCUCGAAGCUGUCGACAAAAUUAACACUGAUUGUGAUCGGUACGACCUCAUCUUCAUGGAUAUCAUCAUGCCCAAUUUGGACGGCGUGUCGGCAACGGCCAUGAUCCGGGUAGUCACUCCGCAGAUUCCCAUUGUUGCCAUGACGUCCAAUAUCCGGCAGGAGGAUAUCCAGACCUACUUCCAAUUCGGAAUGAACGAUGUCUUGGCCAAGCCCUUCACCAAAGACGGCAUGUUGCGUAUUCUGAGGAAGCACCUGACGCGGAUGCUCAAAGAUCCGCAAUCGACGGCGGGGUUGAUAGUCGACGAUCUUGGACAGAACGUGGCGGCGGGCGGGCCCGGUCCCCCAGCCUCAAGUCAGGGGUACGCCGCCGCCCCGCCGCCGGGUAUAGCCAUGGGCAACAUGGCGGGCUCCAUCAUGGCGGGCGGCGCGCCGCCCCAGGUCAAGUUCGAGCCCACCCCGAUACAGUCGCCCUCGACGGCCUCGUCGUGGCAUUCCCCCGGCCAGAUCCCCGGCACGUCGCCAACCCUAGAGGGUGGCGGGUACAUGAGCGCCGUCGGGAGCGGGCCGGGUGGUGUGGUAUUGACCCCCGGUGGCACACAGCGUCCGCCGCCGCCACCACCACCACCACCAACAUCACAACAACAACAGCAGCAGCAGCAGUAUGCGAAUUAUAUGGCGGCAGCGCAGGCCCAGGCCCAGGCCCAGGCGCAAGCACAGGCCCAGGCCCAGGCUGCCAAUCCAGCACUGGCGCGCUUGCCUGAAGGGAUGGGCGCCCUAGGCGGAGAUGAUCGCCCCGAGAAACGACAGCGCUUGUACGGCCCCGGGCCCGGUCAGGGGGCGUAUGCACAAUGA